AUGGGCGGGCGGGGAAAGAAUUUCGAGAAUUUGGCGGUGGAGGGUCAGGGUGUCUGUGGCGUGGCGAGAAGAGCGGAGGAGGCGGGUGGUAGAAGAAAGGGGUACCGGCGGCGGCGUGAAAAGGGGAUUGCCGGAGGUGGUAUUGUGAGUUUGGUGGUGGUGGUAAUUUCAAUGGGAGAAGGAAGCGAAAUAUUCACAACGGAGUUUUGUGGUGUCCUCUGUAAGCUUAUUGAUUUGAUGGGAAAACCGAAUAUUUCCGAUUUUUUCCCACUUCUUGCAGGUCUUGAUAUCCAAGGAGUAAAGAAACAAGCGGAGACUUACAUGCAAUCGGAUGUUGUGUCUGGUGGGACCGACACUACAGCGACAAAUAUUAAGUGGGCAAUGGUCGAGCUUAUGAACAAUCCGGAGGUCAUGAGAAAGGCGCAAAAAGAAUUAUGUGACGUCGUCGGAUUAAAUAACAUGGUCGAAGAAUUACAUAUUCCAAAAUUGAAAUAUUUGGAAGCAGUUAUCAAAGAAACAAUGCGGUUACAUCUGCCUGGACCCCUCUUGCUUCCAAAGUACCCGGCUUGUAUUACAGUUAUCCCCAAGAAUACAACGGUUUUUAUAAAUAUGUGUUUGAUCCAUAGAGAUCCUUUAAUUUGGGAUAAUCCAAUGGAAUUCAAGCCAGGGAGAUUUCUUGAUGGCGAUAUUGGAAAAUGCGAUUAUAGAGGUAACCAUUUUCAUUAUCUCCCGUUUGGAUCGGGGAGAAGGAUUUGUGCUGGCAUACCCCUUGAGGAGAAAAUGUUAUUCUAUUUUCUAGCUUCACUUUUACAUUCUUUCGAUUGGAAAAAUAGAACAGGGCGAAACACUUGA
Molecule: messenger RNA, 852 nt
Organism: Erythranthe guttata (spotted monkey flower)
Lineage: Eukaryota; Viridiplantae; Streptophyta; Magnoliopsida; Lamiales; Phrymaceae
Source: RefSeq, a predicted model, not a curated record